Molecule: messenger RNA, 1136 nt
Organism: Helianthus annuus (common sunflower)
Lineage: Eukaryota; Viridiplantae; Streptophyta; Magnoliopsida; Asterales; Asteraceae
Product: 13S globulin seed storage protein 1
Exons: 7
Coding region: 1-993 (330 amino acids)
Molecular function (GO): nutrient reservoir activity
Source: RefSeq, a predicted model, not a curated record
AUGGCAAGUGGUACAUUUACCUUGGAUUGUCCAACAGUGAAAUUGAACUACCAGGCUUGUGAUAAGGUUGCUCUAAAACUCAAUGGAAAAGGACACGAGACCAUACAGUUUGAGAAAAACCCCAGCAACAAUGGUAAUAAUCAACCCGACCCCUUCGACAACAGAUACCACAUAAACAGAUUGAGGAACCCUGAUACCAACGUGAAUACGAAGUUACAGUUAUGGUGCAAGGAACCUUCAAAGAAUGUCUUAUCACGUUUUAUAUUUAACCUGUUUGAUUUGAUACCAGGGGUGGUUUCAUGGUGGUUUAACGGUGGCGACAGUGAUGCAGUCAUUGUAUUCUUGGGUGACAGCAGCAAAGCCCUGGUCCCUGGCCAAUUCACUUACUUCUUUGUGGCUGGAGUUCUGGGACUUCUAGCUGGAUUUCAAUCCGACUUCGUUGAUAAAACCUUUGGUCUGGACGAAAAGGAAUCAGAAGAUGUGGUAACAAGCCAACAAGGUGCAUUGCUUGUUAAACUUGAUCAAGGGAUCAAAUUCCCAGAACCAAGUUGUCACACCAAAGGUAAAUUAUAUGCCAACUUUGAUGAUGUAUCGGGUAAGGUGGUUGUGAAAUGUGGUGGAACUAUCAGUUCCUUGACAGAAAAGAACUUGCUAGUGCUCAGUGAGAUUGGUUUAAGUGCAAAGUUUGUGAAGUUGGAGGGCAGUGCUAUGUUGGCGUCGAGUUAUGUUGCUGAUGGAUCGGUCCAGAAAUGUUAUGUCGGUAAGGGAAGUGGUCGGAUUAAGGUUGUGGGUAGCGAAGGAAAGCCUGCAUUGCAUAGUAAAGUUGAAGAAGGUGACUUGUUCAUUGUUCCUCAAUUCUAUGCUCUUGGAGAGAUUGCUAAUGAUUGUGGAUUGGAGGUUUUCUCCGUCACAACUUCUUCAAAACCUGUUUUUGGACACCUGGCUGGAAAUACAUCCAUAGUCGUAAUUUGUAAGCCUGGAAUUAGUUCUUAGUUUAGGCAUAUCCUUUGCAACUUUUGUAGAUAGGUUUUGAUUAGAAGUUUAUGUCUUCAAUUAGUCUUUAAGUUGAAAACUUAUGUAUGGAUUUUGGUUUAUUAUUGUUAAUGUCAUUUGGUUUUUAGGUUUUCUCAUGGUUA